GGGCCGCGCUCAGGGGGAGGGGAGGUAGGCAAGAUGGCGUCCGGCGAGUGAUUCACCCCAGAUACGUCCAGCGGCCGCUGAGACACCGGGGCGGGGGGUCCUGCCCCCACGGUCGCCCUUCCUCCUCUCCCCCACCCCCGGAGACCCCCCCUACUCUUCCUCCCUCUACCUCGGGGUGGGGGUGGGGGGGCGAGCCUGGUUCCCGGGACACCAUGUCGGACUCUGAGGAGGAGAGCCAGGACCGGCAACUGAAAAUCGUCGUGCUGGGGGACGGCACCUCCGGGAAGACCUCCUUAGCUACGUGUUUUGCUCAAGAAACUUUUGGGAAACAGUACAAACAAACUAUAGGACUGGAUUUCUUUUUGAGAAGGAUAACAUUGCCAGGAAACUUGAAUGUUACUCUUCAAGUUUGGGAUAUAGGAGGACAGACAAUAGGAGGCAAGAUGUUGGAUAAAUAUAUCUAUGGAGCACAGGGAAUCCUGUUGGUAUAUGAUAUUACAAAUUAUCAAAGCUUUGAGAAUUUAGAAGAUUGGUAUUCUGUGGUGAAGAAAGUGAGCGAGGAGUCAGAGACUCAGCCGCUGGUUGCCUUGGUGGGCAAUAAAAUUGAUUUGGAGCAUAUGCGAACAGUAAAACCUGAUAAACAUUUACGGUUUUGCCAGGAAAAUGGUUUUAGUAGCCACUUUGUCUCAGCAAAGACAGGAGACUCUGUCUUCCUGUGUUUUCAGAAAGUUGCUGCUGAAAUCCUUGGAAUCAAGUUAAACAAAGCAGAAAUAGAACAGUCACAGGUUAGAUGGCUUUGUGAAUUUGGAGAACUGUCCAGCUGGUGCUGCACGCGGACGUGGUCCGGCGACCGUGCAAGAGCCCUCCCAGGACGUGUCACGACUGCUGUUGGAUCAUUGUGGGUCGGACUGUCCCUGAUGUUCAGACGUUCUUCUGCAAAUAAACUCAUUCCAGUUACUUUUCGUGGGGGUGUUUUCCUUCUGCCGUUUGCCUUGUAGUGACAGUAAACGGUGUGUUCGGGUACUGGAUGAGCGAUCACGUCGCGUUUCCUAAGCGUUUGGUCACUUCGAAUUGUUAGGUUGUUCUGUGGGACGGAUUCGGGUCCAGACCCUGCAGCCUGGCAACGUCAGGGGCUCCACCCUCCACCCGUCUGCCUUUCCUCCCACCGCCGGCCCGUGCCCUGCCCACCUGCGCACAGGCCGAGCGCGGGCUCGCUCCUGUGUGCUUCUGGAGGCCCUGCCCUCCCGUCUUGAGGUCCAGGUCCCUCUGCCUGGCCUCCCUCCUGCUCCAGAUGUCUGCCUCCUGCCAGCCGGCCUCAGGCACUGUGAGGGCCUGGCUCUGUUUCUCUCAGGCCCGGUUGUGUGGUGUUUUUCGUACUGAGGCACGCUGUCUGGCGUAGUGCGUGCUUCGUAUUCGCCACCCGGAGACAGGCACGGAUGCCGCCCCGCCACGAAGCUGGCCCUCGUCUGCACGGCCCACAUUCCGCGUGAGCGCCUCUUGGAUGGCCGUUCCCCCUUCCCACCUUGAAUCACAGUCACUUGCAUCCUUGUGUUUUAUUGCUUACGAAGCCAUGAGCCUGUGGAAGGACAGUCCAGGUCUGUCCCGGGAGUGUCUGGCGGGGGCGGGGGGGGGGGGUGCCUCUCUCGGGGGAGACUUACUGCCACAAGUACGCGCAGGAGUCUUGGACACCUAAUUUUACAGCUGUAAGGGAUUUUAGAAAACUUGUUCUUUCGUAUCCUGUGUGGUUGAGGAAGCUGAAGUUUGGAGAGAAGAAGGAGCUUUCCCAGAGGUCAUGGAAUCAAAGCUAGACCCGAUAGGAAGCCUUCUGUCUCGAGGCCAGGGUGACCCUUUCUCAAGAGUGAUUUGAAGUUGAAGAAAUUUUAAAAAAUUGUGACUUCUGUAGUCCUCAGGCAACAAGUCCACGCUUUCUCAACGGUGGUUUCUUUGUUUUUUAUUUUCUAGCAAUUAAGCAGCCUUUUCAGCCUUGCAAGGCAAUAAGCCCUGCAAGGUAUUUCAUUUUAUCCUUCCCUUCAGCCUCUCCUACCAUUUUGGCCAGGCUUCGAUGGAGACUGUAUUCUCCCUAUGUUCCUCAGGAGAGUAGAAGUUUGAAUAAAAGAGAGUUCAACUCUCAAGGAUCUUACAAUCUAAUAGGAGAAAUGUUUGUUGUUGCUGCUGUUGUAAAAGCUGUGAUUAAAUCUAUUAAACUAAACUUGCCCAAGA
This is a messenger RNA of Leopardus geoffroyi (Geoffroy's cat), 2220 nucleotides long. RefSeq names its product RAB28, member RAS oncogene family (gene RAB28). Gene Ontology annotation, cellular component: endosome; Golgi apparatus. Lineage: Eukaryota; Metazoa; Chordata; Mammalia; Carnivora; Felidae. Gene Ontology annotation, molecular function: GTPase activity; GTP binding. The transcript is spliced from 7 exons. The record is from RefSeq and is a predicted model, not a curated record. The coding region runs from base 213 to 998 and encodes 261 amino acids.